Oryza brachyantha (malo sina) is the source of this 756-nucleotide messenger RNA. RefSeq names its product ventral anterior homeobox 1. The coding region runs from base 34 to 531 and encodes 165 amino acids. The record is from RefSeq and is a predicted model, not a curated record. Lineage: Eukaryota; Viridiplantae; Streptophyta; Magnoliopsida; Poales; Poaceae. The transcript has 3 exons.
CAGUGCACCGGGGCCACCGAGCCGGCGAGCCCGAUGUCGCUGGUCGCCUACGACGCCUCCUCCGACGAGGAAGACGCCGGCGGAGAACCGCCGGCCGCCGUCGCCGCCGCCUCUCCUCAUCCCGCUCCCGCAUCAAUCGGACCUCAGCCGAGGCCUCCGUCUCCCUCGACCUCUGUUCGCGCCGCUCCCCAGCCUCCGGCCCCCAGCCAGAAUAUUUCUUCCACUAGUUCAGGCAAUAUCUCCCUGCCCACACCAUCGCUAGACCUUCCAGAUGUUGCAGAUCUGUUUUCCUCCAAUCCUCUUCCCUCUGGAGGUUCUACUGCUACUGUGGACAGUACAUCAAGGAAAAGAGAAUCAAAUGGAUCUGCCUUUCUAGACCCACGCAGUAAAUUUCCAAGGGUUCAAUCGGCACAGACUCGUGACACCAGGAUUGCUGCUGGGAACACCUUAGUUCCACCACAGCUUAGAGGAAGGAGCAAUGUUGUCACUGAAGAUAUGAGCAAACUAUUUGUGGCUAGACGCAAAGAGUAGUGCUGAUACUUUUGUUAGCCUCUAAUUGUACUCCAUCAACAAAUCUAUUGCGCCCCAUGGACUCAGAAGGACAUGAUUGGAGAAGUUUUGCUAUGUGACCUAAAAUCCGGAAAAAAGUGGGAUUGUAUUAAUAGAUAGGGAAUGCUCUCUUUUCUGGUACCAUGUAGUGGCCAUGUCUAUGAUAUUCACUUGAAUUUAUGAGCAGAUCAUGAUCUGUUGUUGAAA